Messenger RNA from Dacryopinax primogenitus, 1101 nucleotides. RefSeq names its product glycoside hydrolase. Gene Ontology annotation, molecular function: carbohydrate binding; hydrolase activity, hydrolyzing O-glycosyl compounds. The transcript has 3 exons. Gene Ontology annotation, cellular component: extracellular region. The record is from RefSeq and is a predicted model, not a curated record. Lineage: Eukaryota; Fungi; Basidiomycota; Dacrymycetes; Dacrymycetales; Dacrymycetaceae. Gene Ontology annotation, biological process: carbohydrate metabolic process. The coding region runs from base 1 to 1101 and encodes 366 amino acids.
AUGCCCUCGCCCUCCACCCUCUCAGGCUACACCGUCCUCAUCCUCUCCUUCCUCGUCGCUUCCGGUCCGCUCGACAUGGCCCAGCAGUGGGCAUCCCUCUCCUCCUCCCAGCGUCAGUCCCUCAAGCAGCAGUACAAUGAUGCCGGAAUCAGCGUCAUGGUCAGCGCUUUCGGCUCGACCGAGUCACCCACUACCGCAGGGGACGAUCCGACCCAGCUGGCGAAUACGAUGGCCCAAUUCGUGCUGGACAACGACCUAGACGGGAUCGACAUUGACUAUGAGGACUUUGCAGCGAUGAACGCAAUGGACGGCAGUGCAGAGAACUGGCUUACGACGUUUACCCAAACGCUGAGGCAGAAGCUGCCUCAAGGCCAGUACAUCCUCACCCAUGCUCCGGUCGCCCCAUGGUUCAUCGGCGCCCCGCGGUACAAGUCCGGCGCCUAUGCCCAAGUGGACAAGAAGGUCGGCUCCCUCAUUGACUGGUACAACGUCCAGUUCUACAACCAGGGUUCGUCCGAGUACACGACCUGCAGCGGGCUGCUGGACCAGUCGAGCUCUGCAUGGCCGGGCACAGCGUUGUUCCAGAUCGCCGCCGCGGGGGUAGAUCAGAACAAGCUGCUCAUAGGCAAAGUGGGCAAGCCGACGGACGCGACUAAUGGAGGAUAUAUAGACACCAAUACCCUCGCCGGGUGCGUUCAGCAGGCGCAGGCAAAGGGCUGGCAGGGGGGUGUGAUGGUAUGGGAGUUCCCGAGCGCGGAUAGUGCUUGGAUCACCAGUGUAAGGGCGCAGAGCUGGCCUGUGGGCUCAGGGUCGGGCGGGAAUGGAGGCGGGAACGGCGGUUCAGGCUCCAGCUCUAGCUCUUCGACCCCAACGAGCACCUCCAAGCACUCCCAUACUUCCGGUGCUGGCGGAACAACGAACGUCGGUUCCACCCCUUCCUCAUGCAACAACGUCCCCGCCUGGGACGCGAGCAGCAUCUACCUCGUCAACGACAGCGUGUCGUACAACGGGAUGACGUAUACUGCCAAGUGGUGGACGCAGGGUGACGUGCCGGACCAGAGUGGCCAAUGGGGGGUUUGGAAACCCGGGCAGAGCUGUUGA